Molecule: messenger RNA, 4033 nt
Organism: Neodiprion fabricii
Lineage: Eukaryota; Metazoa; Arthropoda; Insecta; Hymenoptera; Diprionidae
Gene: Mid1
Exons: 5
Coding region: 1-3486 (1161 amino acids)
Biological process (GO): calcium ion import across plasma membrane
Cellular component (GO): plasma membrane
Molecular function (GO): stretch-activated, monoatomic cation-selective, calcium channel activity
Source: RefSeq, a predicted model, not a curated record
AUGUUCAUGCCACCUGCGCCGCCCAACGCCACGGGACCAUCGGCUAGAAUUACCACCGUCUGCAAGACGAUUGCUACCACUCCGCGCCGAGUCCACCGACCCGGCGUACAACUACGCUGCUGUCACCGACGCCGCCUCCACCACCACCAUCACCACCACCGCCACCACCACUACCGUCGUCGUCGGCGCCGCCGUCGCCGCCGCCGCCGCCGCCGACGACGGCGACGACGUCGACGACGACGACGACGACGGCCCUCCCCACCGUCACGAGCACCAACGUUCGAAACUCGUACUGCUCCGACGUCGACCCACACUCUGCAACCUUCAGUUACAGUGUCCUUGGUUAGUCCGCGACUCGAUUCCGUUUCCGGAAAUGAAUGUAACGAAAACACGAUUCCGCACUACUACCGUCCGAAUGCCAACUUUCCAAGUGCUCAUGCAUUAUCCCAAGUCUCUGUUGUUUCUCGCGGCAAGUGCUGUACCGAUGAUCGUUGUUCGUUAUUCCGGUGCGGCGUACACGCGGGAUACGGAAAGAUUCGGCGUACUCGGCCUCGUGGAGUGUCACGGAAUUUCUUCCCAAAAGAUCGGCCUGACGGUAGCGGCGUUCGUGUUUCUAAAGUCCGUGACCGCGUUCCUCUACACGCUGCUUUUUUUGUGGACGACCGUGCUUUUGACGGACCAGACCAAGAGGUCGUCACUGAUGACAAUACGGAGAAUUAUCGGCGUAGAGUACCGCCGCGUAGUAAUAAUUUUAGCGAUGACAACCCCGCGGAGGGCCUGCACCGCGAGCCCAUUAAGAUACUACCUAUCGCAGAGACGACUGCCACUGGACGCAUUACCACUGGGUUGUACCGCCACAGGAAUAAAAAUAAUCUCGACGCAGCAUCGAUUAAAUCCGACGAGGACGACGUCGAGGAGGAAGAGGAUGAAGAGGAGAAGGAAACGGAGGAAAGGAAGGAGGAGGAGAAAGAAGAGGCGGAAAAGCAGAAAGUGGAUGAUGAAAAGGAGGCGGAGGAGGAGGAGGAAAAGAAGAUGGAGGAACCGAAGAAGGACGAAUUGAAGGACGUGGAGGACGAAAAGGUGAAUGACGAUGAUCGUUGUCAUAAUGGUAAUGGUGGUGAUGAUGAUUAUAAUAAUGAUAACGAUAACGACGAUGACGAUGACAAUGAUGAUGAUCGCGAUGAUGAUGAGGACGACGGCGACACCGAUAACGACAACGACAACGACGACGACGACGACGACGACGACGACGACGACGACGACGACGACGACGACGACGACGACGACGACGACGAUGACGACGACGAUGGUCAUGGUAGCAGUGGAAGUGGCGACAAUCGUGCCAAUGAUGAUGAUAAUGAGGAAAAGCGGGAGAAAAAGAAGGCGGACGGGGAUGUAUUAAAAUUCCUGCCGAAAGAAAACAAGUCUGAGAUUAUUAGCCCUGUGCAAAAUCCUGGGUUGGUGGAACGUAACCGUGUCGGCAUUAUUGCGGAGCUCCCGAAGAACGCAGCGCGGGUCGGGAGCCUCGGCGUCGCUCAGGUUCCUUCGAGAAACGGAAACAAGUGCCGGCCCCGCAGACGUCAACCGUGGCGGAUCGACGAGAAGCCUUACGGCUUGGUAUUAGUCCUCUACCUCCUGGCCCUGCCGAUUUUCUGCGCGACGAACGGCUCUCCUCCAGGCACAGAACGCGCGUCACUCUCCUUCAGGCAAAAUGUGCCACUCGUCAACUUCCGCUCAGCCAACGCCACGCAUCACAACUCAUCCUUCGUUGAGGAUAGCAAAGGUCAUCCUUACCGCGGUUAUACGUGGGAGGUGAAUCAGAUAAAUCCUUGGUUGUCGGCCUGCGAUCUGGCGGGACCAGCACCGGCCGACCUUCAGGGAAGCUGCGGUCCACCGGAAACGCCGCGGAAUUGCCCUGACGCUUGCAGUCGUCGGGCGGACGGGCGCGCCUCCCGAGCCGUUGAUUCUUUUCUCGCGGUAGUUAGCCAGGCGAUCAGUUACGACGGGAGCGUCAAAUCCAAGGUCGGCUCGUUACGGUCGGCUGGGAGUGUGCCGCGAGGAGAACCUGAGGGGCGAGUGACGCCGGAACAGUGCCUUUUUUACCUCGAGGAAUCCCACAAGACGGAGAUAUGCCGAGAAGGUUUCGGUAAGGACAGCUCAGAGGGAUCCUUAACAAUCCGUGAGAAUCGCUACCGGUUUCUGAGCGGCUUGCGUCUUCGGCACUGUUGCGAACACGCCGCGUUGAACGCCCUCGCUCCCGGGGAUGGUGGUCCCCUGGAGGAGAUCCUCGGGGGUGGGAAUGGCUGCCGGAAUGCCAUUGAAAAGUUAUUGGCGGUCGAUGCUCUCGCCGCGAGGCUGCACUGCGAGUUUGGCGAGGUACUAGCGCGGUACGACUGUGGACAGCCCUACUCGGUAAUCUACAACUGCUCCCACUGCAAGGAGGCGUAUAGAAGAUGGGUGUGCAGCUCUCUGGUGCCUUACUUUGCUCACGACGAUCCGCCGCGCCAGACGAACGAGAGACUGGUCGUUCCCCGGAUGGAAACGGGGAUGCGGAUACGACCCUGCCGUUCCUUCUGUCAGUCGGUGGAGCAGCGCUGCCCCUAUCUACUUCCCGGUGACCGCGCUCCGGCCUAUCCAACGCAGUACGCCGGCGAGCCAACCUUCCUAUGCAGAGACCCGAACAUCCCGGAGAUGGGUGAGCAGGCGUCGAGAGCCCUGCACGCCGACGAGGAGUGCUGCUUCCACGUCUGUUCGGACGGGGACCCGGGACUCGGCGUGUGCCCAAAUUGUACGAAGCCUCAGGCGGAAGUCAGUUUACGCGGUGGCGACGUCCGAAAAGACCCGUCCACCGCGCCUCACUGCGAAACCAGCACGCCAUCAAUGGGUGGGGAGUAUCAAUCGUCGACGAACCCCUCGUGGUCCCAGUCAAGCAGUACGGCGGCGCCUGGGUCUGAGGUGGAGGGAAAUAACCCUGAGGCCUCCGGGACGAGUCAUCACUCCUCGUUCUGCGGUAGCGGCGGCGUCGGCUCUAUGUCAUCCUCAGCAGCAGCGCCUGCCCGCGUCGCCUUUCUUCCUAUCGUUAUUGCCGCGUUUUGCGAAUGGGCCGCUCCGUUAGGGGCUUGCGCAAUUAAACUGGCAAGACUUUGGACGACGAUAGUAUGCGGGGGCUCGUCGGCGCGUUUCCUUCAGGCUUGUUUCACUCGUCACGAAGAGACCGGAGACCGUACAAGUCGUCGUCAUCUUCAUCGUACACAAAAAUCUCGUCAAUUUCGGAGUUACGCUACUGUAAGCAUCGCUACAGUUGACAGGGUAUGCGCAACGGUGAUGUUCAGUUGUUCUGUAGUCAAAUCGUUUUCACUCGGCGUUUACUACGGUCUGUCCAACAAACUGUCGACUGUCGUACGGUUCGAGUUAUUCAAAAUAAAAAUACUGUCGAGAUGGCGUCUCUUAGUCCUCGACGAUAUUGACGAAGAUCGCCGUUCAUGACCUAGGGACGAGUGCCGAAGCUCUUCGCCAUCCGCGGAGGGACGAGGCUGCGAUCGUCCGCGUAAAAAGUAACGUAGAGUAUAUGACCAGCCUCUGUAGCGUAGCCUUAUCGAAUAAAAAUACAAAAAAUAAACUGGAAAACGUGGUUUGCUUGCGGAUCGGAUCAAUGCUCACUGUUUCCGUUAUAUGUAUGUAUUAUACAGUUCCCUGCAGUUACCUCGCGUUAACAAUAAUUACACGGAUAACAGCUGUAGUAUUAUUCUUAUUGCCGUAACAAUGCCCACAGCAACAACAGUGGUAACAGCAAAGACGAAAAAUUAAUAUUAAUAACGUAAGAAUAAUAAUAGUGAUAAUGAUAAUAAUAACCUUAAAUUGUUGGAUUAAUGAAAUUAAAAAUAAUGAAAACUUGUUGUAAAAAAUAAUGAAUAAUAACGCUAGAAAAUAGUAAAAGCAAUGACAAAAAUGCCAACAUCAACAACAAUAACGGAUAAUAACGGCGAUGAUGGUGAUUCCAAUAAUCCCUAUGACAAUGACGAUGAGAAUGAAU